Messenger RNA from Anarrhichthys ocellatus (wolf-eel), 1744 nucleotides. Its product is annotated as retinol dehydrogenase 8. The transcript is spliced from 7 exons. The coding region runs from base 106 to 1059 and encodes 317 amino acids. Gene Ontology annotation, cellular component: cytosol; cytoplasm. NCBI's taxonomy places the organism in Eukaryota, Metazoa, Chordata, Actinopteri, Perciformes, Anarhichadidae. The record is from RefSeq and is a predicted model, not a curated record. Gene Ontology annotation, biological process: retinol metabolic process; estrogen biosynthetic process. Gene Ontology annotation, molecular function: all-trans-retinol dehydrogenase (NAD+) activity; estradiol 17-beta-dehydrogenase [NAD(P)+] activity.
AUUCCAGGCAUAUUUCCAAACGCCCUUCCUCCUGCUUAAGAGCUGCUGGUCUGCUGGUAAAACAGUAGCCCAGUGUGACAGCGAAGCAGAGAGGCAGCAGCAGCCAUGGCGAGUCCCGGGCAGAAAGUGGUGCUGAUCACCGGCUGCUCCUCCGGCAUCGGCCUGAGGAUGGCCGUGAUGCUGGCCAAGGAUGAGCAGAAGCGCUAUCACGUGAUAGCAACGAUGCGUGACCUGAAGCGUAAAGAUAAACUGGUGGAAGCAGCCGGGGACACGUACGGGAAAACUCUGUCUCUGGCUGUGCUGGACGUCUGCACCGACGAGUCCGUCAAACAGUGUAUUAACGGCAUCAAAGACCGACACGUGGACGUCCUCAUCAACAACGCGGGUAUCGGCCUCGUGGGUCCGAUAGAGAGCAUCCCCAUUGAGGAGAUGAAGAAAGUGUUCGAGACCAAUUUCUUCGGGGUGAUCCGCAUGAUCAAGGAGGUGAUGCCUGACAUGAAGAGGAGGAAGGGGGGACACAUCAUCGUGGUCAGCAGUGUGAUGGGACUGCAAGGUGUGGUGUUCAAUGACGUGUAUGCAGCCUCCAAGUUUGCCAUGGAGGGCUUCUGUGAGUGUUUGGCCGUGCAGCUGUUGAAGUUUAAUGUCACGUUGUCAAUGAUCGAGCCGGGCCCGGUGCACACUGAAUUUGAGGCAAAGAUGAUUCAGGACGUGACGCAGAAGGAGUACCCUGGAGCCGAUGCUGAUACGGUGCAUUACUUCAAGAACGUCUAUCUUCCUUCUUCUGUGGACAUCUUUGAGACCCUGGGACAAACGCCUGAUGACAUCGCCAAAUGCACAAAGAAGGUGAUUGAAGCAAGCAGCCCGCGUUUCCGUAAUCUGACCAACCCUUUGUACACGCCCAUCGUAGCGCUGAAAUACGCUGAUGAAACCGGAGGCCUGUCUGUCCAUGCCUUCUACCACAUGCUCUUCAACCUGGGUCCUCUAAUGCACGUCAGCAUGACCGCCAUGAAGUACCUCACCUGUGGAUGUCUAAGGAGCAGGACAGUUACACCAAACUAGAAACUUACGUCUUGUACACCAAUGUGUGCAACAGACCACAAUAAAGACCACUCACUACCUCGGCUUAGGAUGUCAGAGGAAGAAAAUGAAUACAUGCAUACAUGAACAUCUUUUGUGACCGUCCACAUUUCCCACUGUGGUCUGUUUUGUAAUGAACAGUCUUUGUACUAUAUUUUCUGCAAAGAAAAAUCGUAGCUUAUGGAUGUAUAGAUACCUCACAGUCCAGCGGAAUGCUAAUACAACAGUUUAUCAAACUGUUUUAGCCUACAAAGAGUGCCAAAUGAGUAGGGUUUGCACUUAUGAGACAACAUAUAGUCUGAUCUUAACCAGUCCCAAGCCACUUCACAUUUCAGACUGUUUGAAACUCUAGUCUACAUCUUGUUUAUUAGGAGCCUAUGUAUUUGCCUAUGUAUUUGCAUAUAUGUAAAUAUUUUUCAAAUUCUGUCAAUGUAUUGAAGAAACAGUUUUGGCAUUAAAAUUUGUCAUUUAUACCUUCCAGGAGUUGUAUUAGUGCUUCUGAUAGUGUUUUCAGCAAUUGUGGUUACAUACACAUCACUCAUGAUUGUGGUUAAUUAGCUAUAUGUGCAUAAGUUUGCUCUGUGUUUUCUGGUAGUGUCUCUGUCAUUUCUCACACGUGACAAACACCCACAUUUCAGCAAAAAUGUCUCUGUAGCUACUUUAGACU